ACCGACGCGUAUACAAUACAUAUUUACACACACUAUCAAUAAGAUGUUUAGUAAAUGUAAUUAUUAUAACAUUGAUAAACUUGACAUGAAUGUUAUCUUGGGUUAAUUAACGUAACUACAAUCAGAUCACCAACAGCUUCAAACUGAACCACUCGUGUUAGUUUGUGAAAUUAAGUGUAAUAUUGAAAUGGAGAAAUAUAUCAGUGUACAAGAUAUUGAAAAUGCGGCGCUUGCUCGCCUGCCGAGGAACGCCCGAGACUACUAUAAGAGCGGGGCCACUGAAGAACAAACACUGGGAGAAAACCGAUCUGCCUUCCGAAAACUGCGCAUCCGUCCGAAGUGCCUGAUCGGCGUGUCGGACUGCGACCUGUCCACGACGGCGCUGGGCGCGCGCGUGGCGCUGCCCGUCGGCGUGUCGCCCACCGCCAUGCAGCGGAUGGCACAUCCUGAAGGAGAGUUGGCUAAUGCUAGAGCGGCCCAAGCGGCGGGCACCAUCUUCACACUGAGCACAAUAUCCACCAGCUCCAUCGAGGAGGUGGCCGAGGCCGCGCCCGACGCCGUCAAGUGGUUCCAGCUAUACAUAUACAAGGAUAGGGAAGUGACAAAGCGGCUGGUGCAGCGCGCUGAGAAGGCGGGCUUCAAGGCCAUCGCGCUGACGGUCGACACGCCGCUGUUCGGCAUCCGGCGAGCGGAUGUCAGGAACCAGUUCGCACUGCCCGGACACUUGAAGCUAGCAAACUUUGAAGGAAUGAUGUCAAAUAAAAUUAACAGUUCGAGCAACGGGAGCGGCCUGAACGAAUACGUGCGAGACUUGUUCGACAAGUCACUCACGUGGGAUGAUAUUGCGUGGUUGAAGAGCAUCACAAGUCUCCCGAUAGUGGCGAAGGGCGUGCUACGCGGGUGCGACGCGGCGCGGGCGGCGCGCGCGGGCUGCGCCGCCGUACUCGUGUCCAACCACGGCGCCAGGCAGCUGGACGGGGUGCCCGCUACCAUCGAAGCAUUACCUGAAAUAGUGGCUGCGGUGAAGAACUACAACGUGGAGGUGUACAUGGACGGCGGCGUCAUGACCGGCACCGACGUCUACAAGGCGCUGGCGUUGGGCGCUAAAAUGGUGUUCGUGGGCCGGCCGGCGCUGUGGGGGCUGACGGUGGGCGGGCAGGCGGGCGUGGCGCGCGUGCUCGACAUCCUGCGCACCGAGCUAGAGUACACGCUGCAGAUAGCUGGAACCCCCACUAUUGCGGAUAUUACAAGAGAUAUGGUCCGUCACGAGUCUGAAUACGCUAAGCUAUAAGAAGGAAAAUAAAAAUAUCCAGUGUACAAAG
Messenger RNA from Plutella xylostella (diamondback moth), 1322 nucleotides. It is a transcript of the gene Hao, whose product is annotated as Hydroxyacid oxidase. Gene Ontology annotation, cellular component: peroxisomal matrix. Gene Ontology annotation, molecular function: (S)-2-hydroxy-acid oxidase activity; FMN binding. The record is from RefSeq and is a predicted model, not a curated record. Gene Ontology annotation, biological process: fatty acid alpha-oxidation. NCBI's taxonomy places the organism in Eukaryota, Metazoa, Arthropoda, Insecta, Lepidoptera, Plutellidae.